Messenger RNA from Blastomyces gilchristii SLH14081, 213 nucleotides. RefSeq lists its product as uncharacterized. NCBI's taxonomy places the organism in Eukaryota, Fungi, Ascomycota, Eurotiomycetes, Onygenales, Ajellomycetaceae. The record is from RefSeq and is a predicted model, not a curated record. The transcript has a single exon. The coding region runs from base 1 to 213 and encodes 70 amino acids.
AUGACAGUGAGAGAGGCAGGGAAUGAACCAGAUGCAGAUGCAUCAGUCAGCAGAAGGGAUGACACUUCACUACAAGGCACAGCAACUAUCAUCACAGCUGCAAGAGAAGCAGAAGAAGAUGUAAUAAUAAGAGUGAUACUCCUGCAGCUCAUUGAUACUGCUGCCUUCAAUCUGACUUUCUUAGUGAUUAUGGAGACCGCAGCUGCACCAUGA